Messenger RNA from Rattus rattus (black rat), 1782 nucleotides. RefSeq names its product caspase activity and apoptosis inhibitor 1 (gene Caap1). NCBI's taxonomy places the organism in Eukaryota, Metazoa, Chordata, Mammalia, Rodentia, Muridae. The record is from RefSeq and is a predicted model, not a curated record.
AUGGCUCCUGACAGUGAGUGGGUUCUGCUAAAGGACCAUAAUGGGAAAGAAGUCUUCUGGGGCGGGGGCGGGGCGGGGCGGGGCGGGGCGGGGGCGGAGAAACAGCCCAAGCGGAGCGGCCAGGAGGCAGCCGCCCGCACUAGCGCCCUGGACCUGGUACGGGUGCUGAGCAGGAGCAUGGGUGGAUGCGAGAGCUUUGGCUGCUGCGGGGUCGCUGGCGCGGGCGGGACGAAUGUGGCAGCGGAAGAGCACCGAUUUUCCUCCAGCGUCUCGGGCUCCCUGCAGCAGGAAACCAAGUAUCUUUUACCAAGUCUGGGAAAAGAAUUAUUCUUGGCAGAGCCCCGUGAUCUUGAAGAAGGUGGACUGGAUCUGACUGUCUCGUUAAAACCUGUUAGUUUCUAUAUAUCAGACAAAAAGGAAAUGCUGCAGCAGUGCUUCUAUAUAAUAGGAGAGCAGAAGUUACAGAAGAUGCUCCCUGAUGUGCUGAAGCAAGGUACCGGUGUGGAUUCUACUUCAACCCUGAGAGAGAACAAACCACCAGAAGGUUUGGAAUCAAAACAAGAAGGGGAAGAUAGUGAUGUACUCAGUAUAAACGCAGAUGCUUAUGACAGCGAUAUAGAAGGCCCAAGCAAUGAAGAAGCUGCCGCCUCGGCCACCGCCGCCCCUGCUGCUACUGCUGUUGCUACUGCUGCUUCUGCUUCUGAGGUCCCAGGAAGUACAGUCCAGAGUGAAGCUGCUCAGAUAGGUGACCUGGAGUGAGAUAUUGAAAACAGUGUGAAUGAGAUUUUGGGACUGGUAGAGUCUAGCCCAAAGGAACCCAAAGUGGCCAUCCUGACGGUUCCUCCACCAGAAGAUGUUCAGCCAUCUGCACAGCAACUGGAACUUCUAGAACUUGAAAUGAGGGCAAGAGCGAUUAAGGCUCUCAUGAAAGCUGGCGAUAUAAAAAAGCCAGGCUAGUUUUCUGACUUGAAUAUUACGUGUGUUUGAAUGAAGCCAUGUCAACUAAUUUUGUAUCUGAUGUUUAUCUGGGUAUCAUGUGAUAUUUCUCAUGUAAAACUUAUUAGGUAAACUCAUCUUAGGCUGAAAUAUAUUUUUUACUUUUAUAUUAUAGAUUAUAGAUGAAUAUUUAAAUUCAUGACAAAUAUAGUUGGAUACCCUGGAUAUUUCUUUUAGUUAAUGUCUGUAAAUUGGUAUCUUAGAAGCCAACAGGAAGGAGACAACAUUUUUCCUUUGUUUUUAAAAGUUUGGGCAACAAACUCAAAAGCUUUAAGAAAGAUUGAUGAAGCAUGUUUCUCUUAAGGCUACCUGUAUUUUUCAAUAGAAUAUUAAAUUAUUGCUCCUAGAUUUGUUAGCAGUUUAAGAACUUUAUUUAGUUUUGUGUAUAUAUACUUUUAACAUAUGAACUGAUGGAGGAUGCCUCUUUGUGGAUGUGAGUUUCCUAGUUAAAACUAACGGACUGUUUUGUUGUCAGGCUCAGAGAUCGAACUUACUUUAAAAGCUUUUUUAAUCAAGAAAAAAAUCAACUUAAGGCUAUUUCUUUAACAAUGUACAGUUAAUUUGUUCAUGUUAAAUUCCAACAACAAGCCAUUCUGACAAAUGUUUGGUCUAUUGUUCACAUUUUUUUCCUUCAAUAAAACAAACAAAAAAAACCCCCAAAUUUUCAUUUACACUCCAACCUAUCAGGAAAGGGAUAAUAUGAUACAGGGUUUCGUUUCAUGUCAUUGUUAGAUGAUCUGAUAUAUUGUUCCAUAAAUCAAGAUAAUAAAAGGCUGUUAUUCUGGA